CAUCUUCGGACUUCCUCUCCCCUUCUCCUUCAUCUUCGUUCCUCCUCAAAGGAUAAUAACGAUGAUAAUCACUGUGCAUGAAGAAGAGAGAGGUGACGUCCCAUUUAAAGCAUCACGCCAUCGGGGGCAAGGACCGAGCCAAGAAAAAUCGCCACGAGCGACGGUAAGUGGCCCAUCAAGGUCCGUCCGUCCGUCGAUCCGCGGAGAAAGUAUAAAAAUAUGGAUCGCAUUUAUAACCAACCCCUCUUCGGUUUUGUUUUGCUGGGAGUACAGUCUUCACGACAGGGAUCGGACGCAGAAGUCGUAGCGACCGAUCCAUCGGCAUCUGGGUCCGUAUCUAGGUCGGUAGGGAGGUGGGCAGGGAUCUCCGGCAGAAAGCGAGCGAGCGUGCACAGCCUCAUCAUCUUCUUUCUUUCUUUCUUGCGUUCUUCUCACGAGGUGGGUGUCCAUGGAUGUAUUAAUACGCGACGACGCGAGCGUGAAUCGAACAGACGAGGCAUGUCCGACAGCAACGACGACGCAGAAUUACAGGGCGGCCUUUUCUCCCCCCACCCUCUCUCUCUCUACUCUUCUCUUUCCCUCUCUCUCUCUCUUUUCUUUCUCUUCCCUCUCUUUCUCUUUCUCUUCUCACUCUCUUCUCUUUUCUUUUCGAUCCUUCCAUUCCAAGGUUCCGCAAUAGGUUAAAAAGGGGGGGAAAGGAAAAGAAGACCCGCUUCCCUCUCGUCUUUCUUGCACCUGUGUUUGGUGAUGGAUGAUGGGUGAGUUGGUGGGUGAUG
Dissoconium aciculare CBS 342.82 is the source of this 776-nucleotide messenger RNA. RefSeq lists its product as uncharacterized. Bases 220 to 684 code for a protein of 154 amino acids. Lineage: Eukaryota; Fungi; Ascomycota; Dothideomycetes; Mycosphaerellales; Dissoconiaceae. The transcript has a single exon. The record is from RefSeq and is a predicted model, not a curated record.